Messenger RNA from Beta vulgaris subsp. vulgaris (sugar beet), 894 nucleotides. RefSeq lists its product as uncharacterized. Bases 1 to 894 code for a protein of 297 amino acids. The record is from RefSeq and is a predicted model, not a curated record. The transcript is spliced from 2 exons. Lineage: Eukaryota; Viridiplantae; Streptophyta; Magnoliopsida; Caryophyllales; Amaranthaceae.
AUGGUGGCUCGACGACGGUUCCUCAAGAAAAACUCCCCUCCACCUACUCCCUCACCGACCCCAACACCCCCGUCCUCUCCUCUAAAAAUUCCGACACCUCCUCCGUCACCUCCACCACAACCUUCACCUCCUCCGUCUCCUCCUCCACCGCCUCCACAGCCGUCACCACCUCCUUCUCCACCAAAAACCCACAAUCCUCCUCCCUCUACCUCCAAACAUCGCUUCAAAACUUUUGCUUCAAAACCUCCGGCCACAAAACCCUUUGUCCGAAAACCCACCACAAGAUCCGCCAAGCAAUCUGUGCCGAAAUCAAUCCCUCCUCCUUCUCCUCGCCGGUCACAACAUUCGGUUCCGUCAAGUUCCGCUGCUACACCGCCUUCCACCUCGCAACCCCGAAAGCGAAAAACCGCCGGCACCACUGGUAAGCACCGUUCCAAGUCUCUAAAUCUAGUCAAAGUGCUUUCCGGUCGCGUUUAUGAGGAUGAAUGGAUUUCUAGGGCUGAAUUUAAAUUCUUGAAAGAAUCUUUGGAGAAUCAAGGUUGGUUAAGAUUAUUGAACUAUAAUGAUGCUAUUUAUGAGGAUGAGGUUAGACAGUUUUAUAGUAAUUUGGUGAUUUCUAAGAAUUUGGUGUUAUCAUCUACUGUGAAUGAGACUGUUAUUACACUUACGGUUCAAGAAUUGGGUCAAUUGUUAGAGGUACCAUCUGCUGGCUUUUCGGACCUACCCUACCAAACUUGGCCUUUUGUGUUUGGCGUUGACAAUGCGACUAUAAGUCGUGCUGCUUUGGCUGUUAAUUCGUGGAAACCCCAUUAUCCUUCCUCAUUUGAUGUUCCAUCAUAUGCGAAAUUUAUCCCUCACCUCGCUCUAUUUUCCUUAUGGGUUGUGGCUUACUAA